CUUCGUUUACAAGAACUACUGCGUUGCUAAGCCAUUACAUUGUAAGCGGUGACCGGUGGAUGAGCAGUCGUUUCAGCGGUUGGCAGUGUUUCUGGUAUCAACAUGGUGAAACUACAUAUUAAACAUGGAGAUGAAAGUCAGUUCCUAUAUGAUACCACAGUCAACACGACUAUUGAUGAUCUCAUCAGAGACCUAGUGAUUAUCUACAAUGGCAGGCUCAAGAUUAGCAGACUGAGUCAAGAAAUGAAGGAGCUUUCAGAGCAUGGCAUCAGCCUACCUCCUAACAUGCAGGGACUAGCUGAUGAGCAGAUACAGGACCUGAAACUGAUAGAUGAAUGGCAGACUAAAUGUGAACCCAGCGGUGGGGCCACAUUCAACAAGGAUGCUAUAGGCAGGAGGAAUGGUUACGCGUGUAAUGAGAAGAUGAAGGAUGUUAUCUCCAAGACAGUCAGUGAAGCAACUAAAGCAGUAUCCAAAGAUCUUGUACAGAGCAACAUGUGCCUAACAUAUCAGACAGUGAAAGAUGGCCUGGAUCAGCUGAGAGGAGCUGUCAUGAUAGUGUAUCCCAUGGGUCUACCACCUCAUGAUCCUAUCAGAAUGGAGUUUGAGAAUCAAGAGGAUUUAGCUGGUUCUCAGGCAUCUCUCGAUGUUCUUGAAGAAGCAAAUGCAUCCUUAUGGUUCUCAGGAAAAGAAAUGCAACGAGGCAAGAAGUUGUCGGAUAUCGUCGGGAAGAAUGAAAAGACUAAGAUCAUUGUCAAGCUACAGAAGAAGGGACAAGGUGCACCUGGUAGAGAACCAGUCUUCAGUCAGGAUGAACAGAAAGAAAUGAUGGCUUAUGCUUACAGGAAACAGGAGCAGAUGAAGAAACUAGAAACAGAAAUGGAUGAUACCCAUCUUGGAUCUGAGUGGGCUGAUCCAAAUAGCUUGAAGAGACAAUUCCAUGGCCUAAGAGAUGUCAAAUGGGGAGGACCACGGUGACAUGAACAUGAAUGACCACCGACUUGUAAAUAUGCACACUGUAGACAGUACAUGAGACAUGCUGGCAGUGACGGGUAAAGCGCGCUUUCGUCAUGGUUCAUUGGAAUGACUUGACUAGAUUAUUCAGGAUUGGCCCGUCAUGGGCUUGUUAUCAACUUGACCACAACACUGGCCAGAAAAUUAUGUUGGUGCCUUCACUAACAUACUUUUCUGGCCAGGGUAAAGCAUCUUAAGUGAGAUUCAAAUGAAAGAA
Molecule: messenger RNA, 1231 nt
Organism: Patiria miniata (bat star)
Lineage: Eukaryota; Metazoa; Echinodermata; Asteroidea; Valvatida; Asterinidae
Gene: cfap298
Product: cilia- and flagella-associated protein 298-like
Exons: 8
Coding region: 103-978 (291 amino acids)
Biological process (GO): regulation of cilium movement
Source: RefSeq, a predicted model, not a curated record